This is a messenger RNA of Aspergillus sclerotioniger CBS 115572, 749 nucleotides long. RefSeq lists its product as uncharacterized. Bases 13 to 477 code for a protein of 154 amino acids. Lineage: Eukaryota; Fungi; Ascomycota; Eurotiomycetes; Eurotiales; Aspergillaceae. The transcript has a single exon. The record is from RefSeq and is a predicted model, not a curated record.
GUUAAAGAGCUCAUGUAUGACUGCAACUUGAAGAGCCCCUCUGAUCAGAACCUAGUUCCACCAGUUUCCCGAAACCUCUCUCCGUUUUCGAGUCAAUUCAGCGAUCUCCUUCACCUCGGUGUGUAUCAAGUUGCCAACACAUCAUGUCUAGUAUGUCUUUCAAUUGCCAUCUUCAAGCUAACAAUAUUCGAGCACGUUCUAGGAACGCUCUCCCCAUCCAUCCAUCCCUCCAACCACGUCGAUAUCCUGGUGAAAUGUAGCGGACUCAUGGCCUCACGACUAGGCGGGGUGGGAAACAAGACCUUGGACCCUGCGCGAGGACAGAUAGUUGUGGUUCGAAACGAGGAGGGCAAGAUGUUGAACGUCUUUGGAACAGAUGAUGGAGACGACGUAUGUUACAUGGUGACACCAGCGUCAUAUGGGGAUACGAUCCUUGGAGUAUCUCAAAACUCGACCGAGACCUUGCUGUCCGAAUAGUAGUGGGAUUGUGUCCCCAUCUCAGUGAUGGAAAGGGUAUUGAGCAUUUGGACGUUAUCCGGCAUGGAGUGGAACUGCGACCCGUACAAGCAAGGAUUGAAAAGGAGCGUAUUGGACCGGCGUGGGCUGCUAAUUAUGGGGCUGGGGGCGCGGGGUAUCAGUCAUCCUAUGAAUGUUCCCAGGCUGCGAUCAUCCUUAUUGAUCUGGGCUCUGGAAACGCGAGUGGGAUUAUAGCUGUAGUUGUAGCUGUAGCUAUUGUGUAGCGUUGUUGC